AUGAACCAUGGCCGCCGCUUCCUCUCCACUGUAAACAAUCCCUUUGACAACCUCUAUCAACUUCACGUUCCUUAUCUGAUAGAAAUGCAAGCGUCCAAAAAUCCCCGACCAAAACCCUCCAAUUGGCCUCCUCAAUCUUUCCACACCGUCCUGAUCCGCAAUCUCCAAUUAUUGGAGCUCGACCAACUUGAAGACUGGCCCGGCAUUACACCACGCACUCUCUUGCCCACGUCCCAGAACCAGCGCCAGCGCGUCAAAGCUAUUGAAUGGAUCUUGUUUCGAUUGGUCGCGCUUUGGGAUCCAGAGACAGCUCGCGAUAAACUCCGUCCUUUCUUCCCGCCACUGGAGCCUCUGCAAUCUGUGAACCUAAGGGCUGCCCUCUACCGCAUUCUGUCUGAUCUAAAAAAGAAUGGAGAUCUGGGCCGCGAGACCAUCCUCCGCAAGUCCAUGCUGGACGACUGCAAGGGCGAGAAAUUCGACGAGCUCCUAGCUGUCUUCUCUACUAACGUGCUACGGAGGAAAAUCUCAACCCGCAAUCCGGCAAUCGACUUAUCACUGACCUCCGGCCUGACACGGCAAGAAUACACGCGCCUUCUACCGCUGAUUCUUGCUCAUCGGGCAUCGCUGAGUACACUCAGCGAGCGCCGAGAGCGUGUUCGUGAUACCCAUGAGAAGUUCUCGCAGUUGUUGGACAGAAAGAAGGAGGAACUCGACACCCGGUCCGCAAUUGACACCCAUGCCAUCCGAGUACGGGACACUGAAAUAGAGGCUCUUGCCCACGAGACGAGAGCUAAUUGGCAAGGAAGCGUGGAAUGGGUUAACGUUCUACUCUACGGGGGUCUUAGUAGCAGCCGAGACGCCUUCUUAGAGCUCCCAUUUGAUAGUGCCUGGUCCCAAGCCAUGGCAUCUACAGUUGAUAAACUCCGCACCACCGCAACCCGCUCUGAUCUGAUACUGGAUCUCGAGACCCGAGUCUCGCGACAGCGAGCACGUCUACAACAUUGGUGUCGGUACUCAGAUUCACUCAAGCGUUCAGGACUGGCAUCACCAGCAAAGCCUGCAGCCACAAACAAGGGCCCUCAAUUGAUCUUCCGGGACCACCAGAACCUCACCAUUGCCAGCAUCUCCAAGGCAGUACGGCAACCUGUUAACCGAGGGCCUCCUGACGUCGACGAUCAAAACAUCCUGCACUCCCUCUCGACAGCAAUGGAGCGUAUAAAUGGCGUUUCGAGACAGCGACAGAGCUCGCCGAGCCCCAUUUCCGGGCUUGAGCCAGAGCCCGAACCGAAGACAUCAAGGUCAUAUCCACCCAUCGAAAGACCUGAAGUUAUCGAACCACCUACCGGAUCCAACGCUUCCGACUACAUUGACGAAGAGUCGCUCAAAAAGAGACACAGGGAAAUAUUCACGCUCACAGAACGCACCCGCAGAUCCAUGUCCUUUUUUGAAGGGAUCCCCGAGAGCCCUCCACAAGCGGAACCAAACCCCGUCAAAGAUUCCACAAAUUCAAGUCCAGAAGAAGAACCACCCAGAGAAUCCUACACCCUAGUUGAACGCACCCGGAAAUCCAUGUCCCUGCUUCCUCCACCCCGUGACCCUCCGCGUCCACCACGACAAUCUCGCAAAUCCCGCGCCUCCUUCCCCGUAAAUCAAUUCGAGACGCCUCCAAAGCCUUCUUACGAUAUCCCGAGCCGCGCAUCGACCCCAAGGGAUGAGUUAUUCGAGGAACAGGCUGAUUACGCGAGUGUAUUCAAGUCUAGGCCGCGUAUUGCGUUAAGUCCUGUUGCGUCGCCAGCAGUGCAUAUUAAUCCGAUUGAGGACUUUGAUCUUAGCGCGGAUGGGAAUUUCGGGCAAGGCCAUACCAAAGACGAUUUGAAUCACGCUGCACUAGGGUCGCCUUUGCGUUCCCGGGGGCGAUGGUGA
Messenger RNA from Aspergillus nidulans FGSC A4, 1923 nucleotides. RefSeq lists its product as uncharacterized. Gene Ontology annotation, cellular component: HAUS complex. The coding region runs from base 1 to 1923 and encodes 640 amino acids. Gene Ontology annotation, biological process: spindle assembly. The transcript is spliced from 3 exons. NCBI's taxonomy places the organism in Eukaryota, Fungi, Ascomycota, Eurotiomycetes, Eurotiales, Aspergillaceae. The record is from RefSeq and is a predicted model, not a curated record.